CUGUAGGUGGGCAAUUUGGCUGUAGUCUUGGAUCCUGGUACGCUGCGGCACGUGGUCGGCACUCUUGGUCUAGCGGUUUCUGAACGGUUUGUGAGGCGGAGGUGGGGUUGGUUCGUGGCUUGAGUUUCUGGCCCGACGCGGACGCAUCCGGGGCGCCGAGGACGCAGAGGCCCCUUCCGUCAUGGACUACCGGCGGGUGCUGAUGAGCCGGGUGGUCCCCGGGCAGUUUGACGACGCGGACUCCUCCGACAGUGAAAACACAGAUUUGAAGUCAAUUAAAGGAGAAGAAGACAUUCUGUUUAAAGACCUUCAAAAUGAUAUGACAGAAGAGAACUUUGAAGAUGAGAGAGAGGAAGAGGAAGACUAUGAUGAUGACAGUGAUUGGGACUGGGAUGAUGGUAAACUCACCAAGGGUUGUGCCUGGAAUGGAGGAAACAACCCACAGGCAAAUCGACAGACUUCUAGCUAUAAUUCAGGCAGAAUGUCUACUCCAGCUGAUAAGCUCUUACGAAAAUUUGAAAAUAAAAUCAAUCUAGAUAAGCUAAAUGUUACUGAUUCUGUCAUAAAUAAAGUCACUGAAAAAUCUAGACAGAAAGAAGCAGAUAUGUAUCGCAUUAAAGAUAAGGCUGACAGAGCAACUGUAGAACAGGUUUUGGAUCCCAGAACAAGGAUGAUUUUAUUCAAGAUGUUGACCCGAGGAAUAAUAUCAGAGAUAAAUGGCUGCAUUAGCACUGGAAAAGAAGCUAAUGUAUACCAUGCUAGCACAGCCAGUGGAGAGAGCAGAGCAAUCAAGAUUUAUAAAACUUCUAUUUUGGUGUUCAAAGAUCGUGAUAAGUAUGUAACUGGGGAAUUCAGAUUUCGUCAUGGCUAUUGUAAAGGAAACCCUAGGAAAAUGGUGAAGACGUGGGCAGAAAAGGAAAUGAGAAACCUUAUCAGGCUAAACACAGCAGAGAUACCAUGUCCAGAACCAGUAAUGCUAAGAAGUCAUGUUCUUGUGAUGGGUUUUAUUGGCAAAGAUGACAUGCCUGCGCCACUGUUGAAGAAUGUCCAGUUAUCAGAAUCCAAGGCCCGGGAAUUGUAUCUGCAGGUCAUUCAGUACAUGAGGAGAAUGUAUCAGGAUGCCAGACUUGUCCAUGCAGAUCUCAGUGAAUUUAACAUGCUGUACCAUGAUGGAGAUGUGUAUAUCAUCGAUGUUUCUCAGUCAGUGGAGCAUGACCACCCACAUGCACUGGAGUUCUUGAGAAAAGACUGUGCCAACGUCAAUGAUUUCUUUUUGAAGCAUGCAGUUGCCGUGAUGACUGUGCGGGAGCUCUUUGAGUUUGUCACAGACCCUUCCAUCACAGCUGAGAACAUGGAUGCUUACCUCUCAAAGGCUAUGGAAAUAGCAUCCCAAAGGACCAAGGAAGAAAAGACUAGCCAAGAUCAUGUGGAUGAAGAGGUGUUCAAACGAGCAUAUAUUCCUAGAACCUUGAAUGAAGUAAAAAAUUAUGAGAGGGAUAUUGAUAUAAUGAUGAAGUUGAAGGAAGAGGACAUGGCCUUGAAUGCUCAGCAAGACAAUAUUCUAUAUCAGACUGUCACAGGAUUGAAAAAAGACUUGUCAGGAGUUCAAAAGGUCCCAGCACUCUUAGAAAACAAAGUUAAAGAAAAGACUUGUUCUGAUUCAGAGGCUGCUGGAAGCUCUGAGUGCUCUGACACAGACUCUGAAGAGCAGGGGGACCAUGCCUGCUCCAGAAAACACACUGCUGACCCUGACAUUGAUAAAAAGGAAAGAAAAAAGAUGGUCAAGGAGGCCCAGAGAGAGAAAAGGAAAAAUAAAAUUCCUAAACAUGUGAAAAAAAGAAAGGAAAAGACGGCCAAGAUCAAAAAAGGCAGAUAGACUGAAGAGUUAUGUGUGGACAGUCAUCCUUCACCAUCUUAAAAUUAACGUAGAAGUGGCAGCUGGAGGAUGGUUUCUUGACCGCAUCUGAAUCAUCACUGUCUCAUUGUCUGAGAAGACUGACUGAGGUGUAAAAAGCUCAGAGCCCAGAGUUCUGGGGUCCAGAUCCAGUCACUGGCUCUGGUGUUAACUGGCUUAUUUAAGGCACUAUUUUAAUGAAGAACUUUGUACAUUUUAUAUUUUUUUAUUCUGUAAACCUGUUUUCAGAGGCAUCAUAAAUAUUUAAAUAUGAUGAACAUCCACAGCCUUUAUGUGAGUAUAAAGGUACAAGAACAAACUUGGGAAAAUCAUUUGUUUUCUUUGCACAUACCGAAGACACAACUGCAACAUCACAACUGAUAUUAUUAGGCCAUGGCUUAGAGAACAGUUUCAUCAUAAGAGAAGCCGUGGCCAUCGUGUCGUGUGGCCAUCGUGUAAGGACAGCAGCUCCUUGGCAUGCACUCCCACCUAAUCC
Molecule: messenger RNA, 2390 nt
Organism: Nannospalax galili (Upper Galilee mountains blind mole rat)
Lineage: Eukaryota; Metazoa; Chordata; Mammalia; Rodentia; Spalacidae
Gene: Riok1
Product: RIO kinase 1
Exons: 17
Coding region: 182-1876 (564 amino acids)
Biological process (GO): maturation of SSU-rRNA
Cellular component (GO): cytosol; preribosome, small subunit precursor
Molecular function (GO): protein serine/threonine kinase activity; ATP binding
Source: RefSeq, a predicted model, not a curated record